Messenger RNA from Poeciliopsis prolifica (blackstripe livebearer), 4775 nucleotides. It is a transcript of the gene smc3, whose product is annotated as structural maintenance of chromosomes 3. The record is from RefSeq and is a predicted model, not a curated record. Lineage: Eukaryota; Metazoa; Chordata; Actinopteri; Cyprinodontiformes; Poeciliidae. Gene Ontology annotation, molecular function: protein binding; double-stranded DNA binding; ATP binding. Bases 171 to 3824 code for a protein of 1217 amino acids. Gene Ontology annotation, cellular component: chromosome. Gene Ontology annotation, biological process: mitotic sister chromatid cohesion. The transcript is spliced from 29 exons.
CCCGCCGCCAUUUUCCAUGUUAUGCUCCGUUAGCAUACUCCGUCAUUAUUAUUAUUUUUUAUAUAUGCAGCAGUUGCUCUAUUGUUUCUAAUUACUCGGGUUGUUUUGUUUAGUGUGUGGGGGACAGUAUUCUCCAGGUGUUAUCCAGGGGACGUCCUGUAAAAGCAGCCAUGUAUAUUAAACAGGUCAUUAUCCAGGGGUUCAGAAGUUAUAGGGAUCAAACUGUUGUGGAUCCAUUUAGUCCCAAGCACAAUGUGAUCGUCGGCAGAAACGGAUCUGGAAAAAGUAACUUUUUCUAUGCUAUCCAGUUUGUGCUCAGCGAUGAAUUCAGCCACCUGCGACCCGAACAGCGCCUGGCCCUGCUUCAUGAAGGAACUGGUCCACGUGUCAUUUCAGCUUUUGUGGAGAUUAUAUUUGAUAACUCCGACAACCGGCUGCCGAUCGACAAAGAGGAGGUUUCCCUUCGCCGUGUCAUCGGCGCAAAGAAGGACCAGUACUUCUUGGACAAGAAGAUGGUGACUAAGAAUGACGUCAUGAACCUUCUGGAGAGCGCCGGCUUCUCUCGCAGUAACCCGUACUACAUUGUCAAGCAGGGAAAAAUCAACCAAAUGGCCACAGCGCCCGAUUCUCAGCGACUGAAGCUUCUGAGAGAGGUGGCAGGAACGCGAGUGUACGACGAACGAAAGGAGGAGAGUAUUUCUCUCAUGAAGGAGACGGAGGGAAAGCGAGAGAAGAUCAAUGAGCUGCUGAAGUACAUCGAGGAGCGUCUGCAUACCCUGGAGGAUGAGAAGGAGGAGCUGGCUCAGUACCAGAAGUGGGACAAGAUGAGGAGGGCUCUGGAGUACACCAUUUACAACCAGGAGCUGAAUGAAACUCGAGCCAAACUAGAUGAGUUGUCAAGCAAGAGAGAGACCUGUGGAGACAAAUCCAGACAACUGCGUGAUGCUCAGCAAGACGCCCGGGACAAAGUAGAGGAGACGGAGCGCGUUGUGCGCGAGCUCAAGUCCAAGGUCUCUGCCAUGAAGGAGGAGAGAGAGCAACUGUCGGCGGAGCGCCAGGAGCAGAUCAAGCAGAGGACCAAGCUGGAGCUGAAGGCCAAGGACCUGCAGGAUGAGCUGGCAGGCAACAGCGAACAGAGGAAACGGCUGCUGAAGGAGCGUCAGAAGCUGCUGGAGAAGAUCGAGGAGAAGCAGAAGGAGCUUCAGGAGACGGAACCCAAAUUCAACAUGGUGAAGGAAAAGGAGGAGCGUGGCAUCUCUAGACUGGCUCAAGCUACCCAAGAGAGGACUGACCUGUAUGCCAAGCAGGGCCGCGGCAGUCAGUUCACCUCCAAGGAAGAGAGAGACAAGUGGAUCAAGAAGGAGUUGAAGUCACUGGACCAGGCCAUAAAUGACAAAAAGAGGCAGAUUGCAGCCAUCCACAAAGACCUGGAGGACACAGAGAUGAACAAGGAGAAGAACCUGGAGCAGUACAACAAACUUGAUCAAGAUUUAAAUGAGGUGAAGACCCGGGUUGAAGAGCUGGACAAAAAGUAUUAUGAAGUGAAAAACAAGAAAGAUGAACUCCAGAGUGAAAGAAACUACCUGUGGCGAGAGGAGAACGCAGAGCAACAGGCCCUGGCAGCCAAGCGAGAGGACCUGGAGAAGAAGCAGCAGCUCCUCCGCGCGGCUACAGGCAAGGCCAUUCUGAACGGUAUCGACAGCAUAAACAAAGUUUUGGAGCAUUUCAGGAGGAAGGGGAUUAACCAGCAUGUCAUCAAUGGUUACCAUGGCAUUGUCAUGAAUAAUUUUGAGUGCGAGCCAGCUUUUUACACCUGCGUGGAAGUGACAGCAGGGACACGACUGUUUUACCACAUUGUGGAAACGGACGAAGUGAGCACAAAAAUCCUCAUGGAGUUUAACAAAAUGAACUUACCUGGAGAAGUGACCUUCCUUCCACUCAGCAAGCUGGACGUCAGAGACACCGCCUACCCAGAAACCAAUGACGCCAUCCCUAUGAUCAGCAAGCUGCGCUACAGUCCAAACUUUGACAAGGCCUUUAAGCACGUGUUUGGGAAGACGCUGAUUUGUCGCAGCAUGGAGGUUUCCACGCAGCUGGCCCGAGCGUUCACCAUGGACUGUAUAACUCUGGAGGGAGACCAGGUGAGCCACAGAGGAGCGCUGACCGGAGGUUACUAUGACACCAGGAAGUCUCGCCUGGAGCUGCAGAAGGACAUGAGAAAGGCCGAGGAGGAGCUGGCCGAGCUGGAGGCCAAGCUCAACGAGAACCUGCGGCGGAAUAUCGAACGAAUCAACAACGAGAUCGACCAGCUGAUGAACCAGAUGCAGCAGAUCGAGACGCAGCAGAGGAAGUUCAAGGCCUCCAGGGACAGCAUCCUGUCAGAGAUGAAGAUGCUGAAGGAGAAGAGGCAGCAGUCUGAGAAGACCUUCAUGCCCAAGCAACGCAGCCUCCAGAGCCUGGAGGCCAGCCUCCACGCCAUGGAGUCGACCCGGGAGUCGCUGAAGGCCGAGCUCGGCACCGACCUCCUCUCCCAGCUCAGCCUGGAGGACCAGAGGCGCGUCGACGACCUCAACGACGAGAUCCGUCAGCUACAGCAGGACAACAGGCAGCUGUUAAACGAGAGGAUCAAGCUGGAGGGAAUCAUGACCCGAGUGGAAACGUAUCUCAACGAGAACCUGAGGAAACGUCUUGAUCAAGUCGAACAGGAGCUGAAUGAGCUGCGUGAGACAGAGGGCGGCACGGUUCUCACAGCGACCACGUCUGAGCUCGACGGCAUCAACAAACGAGUUAAAGAGACUUUGGCUCGAUCAGACGACCUGGACGGUCUCAUCGACAAGACGGAAGCGGAGAUCAAGGACCAUAUAAAGAGCAUGGAGCGGUGGAAGAACAUCGAGAAGGAGCAGAACGACGCCAUCAACCACGACACCAAGGAGCUGGAGAAAAUGACCAACAGGCAGGGCAUGCUGCUCAAGAAGAAGGAGGAGUGCAUGAAGAAGAUUAGAGAACUGGGCUCCCUGCCUCAGGAAGCCUUUGAGAAGUACCAGACCCUCACACUCAAACAGCUGUUCAGGAAGCUGGAGCAGUGCAACACGGAGCUGAAGAAGUACAGCCACGUCAACAAGAAGGCCCUGGAUCAGUUCGUCAACUUCUCCGAGCAGAAGGAGAAGCUAAUCAAGCGUCAGGAUGAGCUGGAUCGUGGCUACAAAUCCAUCAUGGAGCUCAUGAACGUGUUGGAGCUGCGCAAAUACGAGGCCAUCCAGCUCACCUUUAAGCAGGUGUCGAAAAACUUCAGCGAGGUUUUCCAGAAACUCGUCCCGGGAGGCAAAGCCACGCUGGUGAUGAAGAAGGGCGACGCCGAAGGCAGCCAGUCGCAGGACGAGGGCGAGGGGGGAGAAGGCAGCGAGAGGGGAUCCGGAUCCCAGAGCAGCGUUCCUUCGGUGGACCAGUUCACAGGAGUCGGCAUCAGAGUGUCGUUCACGGGGAAGCAGGGGGAGAUGAGGGAGAUGCAGCAGCUGUCCGGAGGUCAGAAGUCUCUGGUGGCUCUGGCUCUGAUUUUUGCCAUCCAGAAGUGCGACCCGGCUCCUUUCUACUUGUUCGAUGAGAUCGACCAGGCCCUGGACGCCCAGCACAGGAAGGCUGUGUCAGACAUGAUUGUGGAGCUGGCCGGCCACGCUCAGUUCAUCACCACCACCUUCAGGCCGGAGCUGCUGGAGUCGGCAGACAAGUUCUACGGAGUCAAAUUCAGGAACAAGGUGAGUCACAUCGAUGUGAUCACAGCGGAGCAGGCCAAGGACUUUGUGGAGGACGACACCACCCAUGGUUAACGCGCUCCGCCUCUGACGUCGAGGGCCACACACACACACACACACACACACACACACACACACACACACACACACACACACACACACACACACACACACACACACACACAGAUAAUCCACCAUGUCUGCAGACUGUUGUUUUUACUUUUUACUUCUGUUCGAGGUUAAACUCUGAAAAUGUUUCGCCUCUCACAGUCGGAGUCAAGACGUAUUAAAAUCCCGAAAUGCAUAAAUGAGGAGGAGGAGAGACAAAUCAAAGAAAUCUGAGUGAUGGGCAUUUGUUCGUUCGUUCGAUCCCUGAACCCAGACUUCACACUGGACCUCCAACUACAUAAAGUUUAGUUGCUUUUUACAUAGCAAGCUCUUUGAGUUUGUGUCGCUGUAUUACAUUUUCAAACAUUGAAGCUGACGGUGGAUGAGGUAGAGACAGAAAACGGCUCCUCUUUUGUACAUACAAAUCUGUUUUGCUACGACUUGAGUUAAAAUGUUGCUUCUAAAGUUUGUGAGAAGAGUGGCGGGAGGUUCAGCUUGUUUUCGGUGCCAGCGAUGGAACAACAACGUUCAUAUACAUUCAUAUUUUCUAAAUUUCUGUAACAUAUACUGCUUGUACUCUUGAAACAAUGAUUGUUAGUGUUUAGAUUGUUAUACCAUACCCUGGUUGUUACUGUAUUGUGUGACUUCUUGCUUUAGGUCAGUGGAAUUACAGUUUAUAUUCCUCUUUGUCUAAUUUCCCCGUCUGGACUGAAGUUAGCCACCGGAGUCGCUGUCUAAGCAGCGGGAGGGUUUUGGUAAAGCAGCCUGUUAAUACCGCACCAAGUCCAACUUUUCCUAUUUUUAUUGGGAAUAAACGUCUCAUUAGUUUUACUUUUAUUUCCCAGUCUGAUUUUGAAAUGUUCUGUUUUUUUACGCUAUUGAAAAAGCUUAUAAAAAUAAUAAAAGGUUUUAAAACAA